Dipodomys ordii (Ord's kangaroo rat) is the source of this 5196-nucleotide messenger RNA. It is a transcript of the gene Sorbs2, whose product is annotated as sorbin and SH3 domain containing 2. Bases 37 to 3678 code for a protein of 1213 amino acids. The transcript has 22 exons. The record is from RefSeq and is a predicted model, not a curated record. Gene Ontology annotation, biological process: Notch signaling pathway. Gene Ontology annotation, molecular function: protein binding. NCBI's taxonomy places the organism in Eukaryota, Metazoa, Chordata, Mammalia, Rodentia, Heteromyidae. Gene Ontology annotation, cellular component: dendrite; synapse; neuronal cell body.
ACUGAAGAUUUUAAUAACAAACCCUCCACGGUCAAAAUGAAUACAGAUAGCGGUGGGUGUGCUCGCAAACGUGCCGCCAUGUCUGUUACAUUAACAUCUGUGAAGAGAGUUCAAAGUUCUCCAAACCUAUUGGCUGCAGGGCGAGAUUCUCAGUCUCCAGACUCAGCUUGGAGAGCUUACAAUGAUGGAAACCCAGAGGCACUGAAUGGAGAUGGUACAUAUUCCUCUCUUGCAGCCAAAGGCUUUAGAAGCGUUCGUCCAAACCUACAAGAUAAAAGAUCACCAACCCAGAGCCAGGUAACAGUGAACGGCAACGCUGGAGGAGCUGUGAGUCCCAUGAGUUACUAUCAAAGGCCAUUCUCCCCGUCAGCCUACUCUCUUCCAGCCUCUCUCAACUCGAGCAUGAUCAUGCAGCAUGGCAGAUCCCUCGAUUCUGCAGAAGCAUCCUCCCAGCAUGAGCAGUCUCUGGACGGGACCACAGGCAGCUCAAUCCCCCUGUACAGAUCGUCCGAGGAAGAGAAGAGAGUGACAGUCAUCAAAGCCCCGCAUUACCCGGGGAUCGGGCCGGUGGAUGAGUCUGGAAUCCCCACAGCAAUUAGAACGACAGUGGACCGGCCGAAGGACUGGUACAAGACAAUGUUCAAGCAGAUUCACAUGGUGCACAAACCAGAUGAUGACACAGACAUGUAUAAUACUCCUUACACAUACAAUGCAGGUCUGUACAACGCACCCUACAGCGCUCAGUCACACCCUGCUGCUAAGACCCAAACCUACAGACCUCUGCCCAAAAGCCACUCUGACAACGGCACAGAUGCCUUUAAGGAUGCGUCCUCCCCAGUGCCUCCCCCACAGGUUCCACCACGACCAAGGGACCGGUCUUCAUCAGAAAAGCAUGACUGGGAUCCUCCAGACAGAAAAGUGGACACCAGAAAAUUCCGGUCUGAACCAAGGAGUAUUUUUGAAUAUGAACCUGGGAAGUCAUCUAUUCUUCAGCAUGAGAGACCCCCUCCUAAAAAGGCUCUGGACUAUGUUCAAGAUCAUUCUCCUGGUGUUUCCAAUGAGGCCUCUGUAUAUCAGUCCUCUAUAGACAGAAGCUUGGAAAGGCCCAGUAGCUCUGCAAGCAUGGCCAGUGACUUUAGGAAACGGAGGAAGAGCGAGCCUACAGUGGGGCCACCUAGGGGCUUAGCAGAGCAAAGCAGGACCAGCGCAGAUCGGGACCUCCCAGGAUCAAGCGCCACCCUUACCAAGUCUUUUAUUAGUUCUUCUCCUUCCUCUCCUUCAAGAGCAAAAGGUGGGGAUGAUAGCAACCUAUGUCCAUCCCUUUGCAGUUACUCAGGGCUCAACGGCGCCCCCUGCAGUGAGUUAGAGUACUGUAGCAAGUAUAGACAGCACUUGGAUGUCCCCCGGGAUUCUGCCAGGGCCAUCACUUUCAAGAACGGCUGGCAGAUGGCCCGACAAAAUGCAGAGAUCUGGAGCAGCACCGAAGAAACGGUGUCCCCCAAAAUCAAAUCCCGGAGCUGUGACGACCUCUUAAAUGAUGACUGUGAUAGCUUUCCAGACCCUAAAAUCAAAUCGGAAAGUAUGGGCUCCCUUCUCUGCGAAGAAGACUCCAAGGAGAACGGUUCAGAGGUAUGGGCAUCUCCCUACAUCCAAGAGGGUCACGGUAACGGCAGGCCAAGGACCAGGCACAGGGCGGCGCACAAUGCCCCCGGAUUCCUCAAGAUGUACAAGAAGAUGCAUCGCAUCAACCGCAAGGAUCUGAUGAACUCGGAGGUGAUCUGCUCUGUGAAGUCGCGAAUCCUGCAGUAUGAAAAGGAGCGGCAGCUGCAAGGCCUGCUGCAGGGCUGGAGCCAGUCUUCCACGGAGGAGGUGCCCAGAGACAUGGUACCCACCCGCAUCUCCGAAUUCGAGAAGUUGAUCCAAAAGUCCAAAUCGAUGCCAAAUUUAGGAGAUGAAACGUUAUCUCCCAUAACUCUAGAGCCCCAACAGAAUGGUCUGUGUCCCAAGAGGCGGUUUUCCAUCGAGUCUUUGCUGGAAGAAGACACUCCAAGCAGACACACUUCGCAGGUUCAACGAAGCUACUCGUCGAAAACCCUGGUGCCCGUUCACAUUGAAGUCACCAGCGACGAGCAGCCCAGGGCUCACGUCGAGUUCUCCGACAGUGACCAGGAUGGAGUCGUGUCAGACCACAGUGACUACAUUCACGUGGAAGGGUCCUCCUUCUGCAGCGAAAGUGACUUUGAUCAUUUCUCCUUCACCUCCUCGGAAAGUUUCUACGGAUCCAGCCAUCACCACCACCAUCACCACCACCACCACCAUCACCGACACCUCAUCAGCUCCUGCAAAGGCCGGUGCCCCGCCUCCUACACUCGAUUCACCACCAUGCUAAAACACGAAAGAGCCAAACAUGAAAACAUCGAACCACCCAGAAGACAAGACCUGGACCCUGGCUUGUCUAAACUUGCAUUUCUGGUCAGCCCUGUGCCUUUCAGGAGGAAAAAAAAUGUAACUCCCAAAAAGCAAGCUGAAAAGGCCAAAUGCAAAGCCUCUGUGUUUGAGGCUCUGGAUUCUGCCCUUAAAGAUAUCUGCGACCAAAUCAAAGCUGAAAAGAGAAGAGGAAGUUUGCCAGAUAACAGUAUAUUGCAUCGUCUCAUCAGUGAACUGCUGCCAGACAUUCCUGAAAGGAAUUCCUCCCUAAAAGUUCUAAGAAGGAGCCCCUCCCACCAGCCUUUCCACCCCCUGUCUCGAGAUGGUGCUAUCCAUUGUCCAUUGUACCCAAAUGAUUGCGAGAGAAUGCCUCGCAGUGCCUCUUUCCAAGAAGUGGACACAACCAUCAAUUACCACCACCAGGAUCCUGAGUGUGCACUGAGUUUCCAAGACCAAGAGUCCCCGAGAAAUUACCCAUCGGUUUUGACGGACCUGGGGCGAAGUGCACCGAGGGACCGACGAGGAACUCCAGAUAAAGAGAAAUUGCCUGCAAAAGCUGUUUAUGAUUUUAAGGCUCAGACAUCUAAGGAGUUGUCCUUUAAGAAAGGGGAUACCGUCUACAUCCUAAGGAAAAUUGAUCAAAAUUGGUAUGAGGGAGAGCAUUAUGGACGAGUAGGCAUUUUUCCAAUCUCAUACGUGGAGAAACUCACCCCUCCUGAAAAAGCACAGCCUGCAAGACCCCCUCCCCCAGCCCAGCCUGGAGAGAUUGGAGAAGCCAUAGCUAAAUACAAUUUCAAUGCAGACACAAAUGUGGAGCUAUCACUGAGAAAGGGAGAUAGAAUUAUUCUUCUGAAAAGAGUUGAUCAAAACUGGUAUGAAGGUAAAAUUCCAGGAACCAACAGACAAGGCAUCUUCCCAGUUUCCUACGUGGAAGUGGUCAAGAAGAACACAAAAGGUGCUGAUGAUUACCCUGACCCUCCAAUACCCCACAGCUACUCUAGUGAUAGAAUCCAUGGCUUGAGUUCCAACAAGCCUCAGCGCCCUGUGUUCACUCAUGAAAACAUUCAAGGUGGGGGGGAACCGUUUCAGGCUCUAUAUAACUAUACCCCUAGGAAUGCAGAUGAGUUGGAACUCAGAGAAAGUGACGUCAUUGAUGUAAUGGAAAAGUGUGAUGACGGAUGGUUUGUGGGAACCUCAAGAAGAACCAAAUUUUUUGGUACUUUUCCGGGAAACUAUGUCAAGAGGCUGUGAAUCACUCUCCUUCCUUAUUUAAGCCGCAUUUCAGCAACACAUCUGCAUAAACUUGCCUCAAACACCACCACCACCCCCCCCUUGCAGGCCUUUGGUUUCCAGUAAUAUCAUCACCAUCUCCACCCACCUGCCAUCACCAAGCCAUCAGCAAAGUUGACUGCCACUGUGAGCCUUGGAGAAGCAUGGCAGACACACAGCCACAUGCAAGCACGUUUUCCUGCUUUCUGCUCCAGACUUUGAAAAUCUCAUGGUUGAGAUCAGAAAGAAAAUCGUCAGUAAAGGAGAAUGUCUCCAAGAGGCUCUCUGGUGUCAUGGUGAUAUUUCAACUUCUCUGGAAGAUGCUCUCCCUCACAGGGCAACCAGAAGAUUGUUUAUUCUGACUUGCUGUGGUUUGUUUCUUCCCCUUCUUAGCUUGGAAGUAUAUGUUUCUUUCACAAGUUUGCCUAGUGUCCUGGUUUACACUAUAGGAAAACUGUACUUCAGCUAUUGUUUGCCUGCACUUAUAUGUUGUUAUAUGCACAGUGAUUGCAAAAUCUAAAGCAAGAGUAGGAAAGUUAAUUUGGAUGGGUGCGACUGUUGAUCAAAUAUACAUUUUCAGGUAGGAGUCUUGACCUGCAAUUUUUGUUGUACUUUUUUUAGAAGUGCAAACAGUGACUGAAUAAGAGCCUUUGGUGAUUAUCAUAAGACUACAAGAGGUUUAGCUAGACAGCAGGAAAAAAAUCUAUUGUGUUGUAAAGUUGCAUUGCUAUUUUAUAUUAAAAUGUAAUCAUCAGCAUCUUGGACAAUGAGCUCUUAGUGUAUUAUUUAUCUGAGAAAACUUAAAUAAAGCAGUGUUAGUGAGAAGUGCAAAGAACUAUCCAAACAUAGAAGCUUGAAAGUAUCUGUAAGCAAUAUUAGUAGGUAAGAUUACACUGUGUGUACCUGUACACAUUUGAGAUUGUAUGAGAACAUAGAAUGCAUACGAUAGGUUGUACAUUUUAUGAAAAUGUAAAAGAAUCCCACAUAUUAUUUUAUAGAAAUAGAAUACUUCAGAAGCAUCACAAGUGUUAAGGCUGGUUUUAGCAAGGAUUAUGGUCAAUACAAUUAUUUUUACUAUGAUAAUUAUUUUUCUUCUAUGGAACCCAGAAUCCUGGCUACAUUUGAGGACAGGAAUAUGUUAAGCUUAAUUUUCCUGGUGUGCGUAAAAUAUGUCUUAGAAAUAAAUUAGGCAUGUUUUAAUGACAGUGUUAAAUCAUUCAGGUUAUACUUUCUGCCUCACAGCAGAAAUUCACAAAAUAUUGAACCUGAAAGAUUUAAUUGGGUUAACAGUGCCUGACCUACACACACCCUGAGAACUAGCUUUGUAUUUCUUAUGACUUUGCAUAAGAAUGAUUCAUCUUUGGAUCUUGAGCACCUUAUAAUAGAUAAAACUUUUUAUGGCAUUUCUUCAGUGGAUAGUGACUGAUCUUUUCACAAUACAUAAUUUCAGAUUUUGUACAUAUGUUUGGGGAUUUUUUUGUACAGACUAUUUAGUUGUUG